CUCUUUCCUCUUCUUCUUCUUCCUUUGAUCAUCUUCCUAGUCUUCCUAGAUAUCAUCAUGGGUGUUUACACAUAUGAGAAUGAGGUCACCUCCCCCCUCCCUCCAUCGAGGUUGUUCAAGGCCUUCGUCCUUGAUGCCGACAACCUUAUCCCCAAGAUUUUCAAGCAUGGACCGCACGGUGUUAAGGAUGUGAACGUGGAAGUCGUUGAAGGCCAUGGAGGGCCAGGAACCAUCAAAAAGUAUACGUUUCAUGAAGGCUACGGGCACUUGAAAUUUUUGAAGCACAAGAUUGAUGUGCUAGACAAGGAAAACUUCACAUACCAUUACAGCGUGGUUGAAGGUGGUCCGUUGUCGGAGACACUCGAGAAAGUCUCAUACGAGACCAAGUUGGUGGCUUCUCCUGACGGAGGAGCCAUCUUCAAGAGCACCGGCAAGUAUUAUACAAAAGAUCACGCUGAGAUCAAUGAAGAGCAAAUCAAGGCUGAAGAUGAAAAGGCCACGGGGGCCACGGGGGUGUUCAAGGCUGUUGAAGGCUACCUCUUGGCAAAUCCUGAAGCCUACAACUAAAGCAAGUUGCUAAAUUUAAUGUUGCAUGUGUACGUAAUUGUAUCUCAUCGAUCUGUCUGGUCAAAACUACCUUAAGGCCAUCUAAUAAGUGUUUGCUGUUUUUUCUUUUUUACAUAU
Corylus avellana is the source of this 684-nucleotide messenger RNA. RefSeq names its product major allergen Pru av 1. Gene Ontology annotation, molecular function: protein phosphatase inhibitor activity; abscisic acid binding; signaling receptor activity. The record is from RefSeq and is a predicted model, not a curated record. Gene Ontology annotation, cellular component: cytoplasm; nucleus. Gene Ontology annotation, biological process: abscisic acid-activated signaling pathway; defense response. NCBI's taxonomy places the organism in Eukaryota, Viridiplantae, Streptophyta, Magnoliopsida, Fagales, Betulaceae.